UAGCUUGUCCCCACUACGCUAGGUACCAUGGUAGUUCACUUUCUCUCGUGAGGCUGCCCCUGUUGACAAGGCGACGAGCCUUUGUCAGGACAAAUGACCGACAAUCGUGUCCCGAUCAACUACCAGACACCGGCGUUUCCAUCGCUCUAUGAUCCCUUUCCGCGACCAAAUGCUGCCGUCUACUACUUAUACUAUACCCGGGACAUUUGGCGGUUCACGCUCUACUGGACCCUGAUAUUCUACCUGGCGAGCCAUUUGUCGGUGGCCGCUUGGGCCAUAGCGAUGCAGGGCCGGAGCUGGCGGAUUUGUAUUGCAAUUCCACUAGUGUACGGUAUUAUAGCAGGAUUGGAGGCGCUUCUAGCUGGGAGUAUUAUCGGCUUGGUUCUGGGUUCCGUUUACGAGGCGGGUAAUUUUAGGAUGUCGACGUGGAUUCCCAUGAUAUGGGGUGGCAUCAACAUGUUGGUCCUUAUUUUAUCGAGCUUUCCAAUGCAAGGUGGACUGUAAUCCAUACAGAGAAGAGACAUAUGGUUUCGCACAAUGCGCCCUUCAUGGGCUUGAGAUUUGAAACAUGCCUCGAAUAAUGGCAAUCAUACACGACGAACGCGAUGCGGUGUGCAUGCGAUCUUUACUCUAUCGAACGAAUCG
Messenger RNA from Aspergillus pseudonomiae, 645 nucleotides. RefSeq lists its product as uncharacterized. The transcript has 2 exons. Bases 94 to 504 code for a protein of 136 amino acids. NCBI's taxonomy places the organism in Eukaryota, Fungi, Ascomycota, Eurotiomycetes, Eurotiales, Aspergillaceae. The record is from RefSeq and is a predicted model, not a curated record.